Yamadazyma tenuis ATCC 10573 is the source of this 1786-nucleotide messenger RNA. NCBI's taxonomy places the organism in Eukaryota, Fungi, Ascomycota, Pichiomycetes, Serinales, Debaryomycetaceae. The record is from RefSeq and is a predicted model, not a curated record.
AAUGCUUUCUCAAACAUUAACGAACUUCAUCCCCAUGGGCGGUACAAGCUCCUCGACGUCCUCCGUGUCUACUUUAACCCCCAAACUGACAUGGCAAUCGCGCUGUAAACAAGUUCUCAGUAAAUAUUGCUCGUUCAUAGGACCUGGGCUUAUGGUUGCAGUCGCAUAUAUGGAUCCAGGUAAUUACGCUACAGGUACCACUGCUGGUGCCUCCAACAGAUACUCGUUACUUUUCAUAGUGUUGGCGUCCAGUAUCAUGGCCAUUUUCCUCCAGAGUUUGUGCAUUAAAUUAGGCUCUGUUACAGGAUUUGACCUCGCCCGGUGCUCACGAGAAUACUUUCCCAAAUGGCUUAACAUCAUCUUGUGGGUCCUCGCUGAACUUGCUAUCAUCGCCACCGACGUUGCCGAAGUCAUAGGACUGGCUAUUGCUUUGAAUAUCUUGCUCAAGAUCCCGCUUCCUGCCGGUGUGGCUAUUACUAUAGUCGAUGUGGUGUUCGUAUUGGUGGCAUACAGAGCUGACCAUUCAUCCACGAAAUUCAUCCGCUACUUCGAGAUGUUUGUAGCGGCAUUAGUAUUGGCAGUUACCGUGUGUUUUGCGGUGGAGUUGGCCCAGUUGCCGGUCGACGGGGCUGAGGUCAAGGCAAUUCUCAGAGGCUUUGCACCUUCUGCACAAAUGCUUGAAGGUUCUGGUGUUUCUAUUGCUGCCUCCAUCAUUGGUGCUACUGUCAUGGUCCACUCGCUCUUCUUGGGAAGUGGACUCGUCCAACCCAGGUUGCGGGAAUAUGACGUUAAAAAUGGGUAUGUGAACUUGAACACAUUAGACGAGAAGUCUGAGACUGAGGAAGACUUCUUCUACCGUCGGUACCGUCCAUCGUUCCAGAGUAUUAGGUACUCGUUGAAGUAUUCGAUCAUUGAACUCACUCUCACGUUGGUGACGUUUGCGGUGUUUGUGAACCUGGCGAUUUUGGUGGUGGCUGGUAACACUUUGUACGGAACGGAAGAAGCAGUUGAUGCGGACUUAUACACCAUCCACCGGUUAUUGCUGGACAAUUUGGCCCCCACUGCCGGGACUGUGUUUAUGUUGGCGUUGCUUUUCAGUGGCCAGAGUGCUGGGAUUGUGUGUACUAUUGCCGGCCAGAUGGUUAGUGAAGGUCAUAUUAACUGGACCUUAAAGCCAUGGGUUCGUCGGUUGGUGACGAGAGGCAUCUCCAUUGUGCCAUGUUUCGCUAUUUCCGUCGCUAUUGGCCGUCUGGGCUUGGGAACAGCUUUGAAUGUGUCACAAUUGGUUAUUUCUCUAUUGUUACCGUUCUUAACUGUGCCAUUAAUCUACUUCACCUGCAAGAAGAGCAUCAUGAGAAUCGAAGUUCCAGAACAUACAAAGGGGGCCAUCAAAGACGAAACCGAUGGAAAAUGUUACGUUUACUUCCACAACAAUUGGAUCACAACCUUGGUGUUGUUGACUAUCUGGGUGUUCAUUUCGGUUAUUAACAUAUAUGCCAUUUACGACUUGGCCAGAAACGGAAUUAUGUGAGGAUUGGCGCUAUUCUUGAACCGGGCCCGCCUGUGCUCUCCCCAUUUCUCGCUAGCGCUGCACAAGUUAGUGGCACUUGGGCCACAAAGCAGUAGCACUCUAACUAGUUAUAGACCAUUGCCCUACUGGUUGCAAGGCCGUAAUAUAUAUUUUGUUGGUACUACUAUAUACAUCCCCACCAUAUUCACCUCCACCAUGUCGCAUGACUCGUAUCGUCGUCCGAUCUCGCUUCCUCCUUUCGUUUCAUGGUUCCCU